Messenger RNA from Cygnus olor (mute swan), 9850 nucleotides. RefSeq names its product centrosomal protein 290 (gene CEP290). The record is from RefSeq and is a predicted model, not a curated record. The transcript is spliced from 57 exons. Gene Ontology annotation, biological process: kidney development; camera-type eye development. Lineage: Eukaryota; Metazoa; Chordata; Aves; Anseriformes; Anatidae. The coding region runs from base 581 to 8752 and encodes 2723 amino acids.
UGAGGCGUCCGGGGGUGCCGGGUCGGGCAGUCUGCGAGUUCAGCAGGGUCUAAAACGGGGGCAUGGCUGGGACACCCUGCAGGGACGGCGGUCUGUCUGUCCCUGCGGCAUCUCGGGAGGGGGUGUGUCAGUUGGAGGGAAAUGGGAGCCCUGCACAAGGUGCUUUGUGGCUGGGGUGUAGUGCUCUGUAGAGCUAGUGUAUCGGAGCUAGUCUGGGUGACCUAGUUUGGAAAUCCUAAGUAGCUUAAUCUGGGUUAAUUCCACUAAACUAACAGAAAGUUAGCGCAUGUCUCACCUGUCUUUGCUGCUUCUCGGGAUUCAGUCUCGCUCAAGUAUCUAUGACUGUGAUACGCAUUGUAUGUAUGUUAUGGUAGAGGAGCAGCUGUUUGUACUGGUGCCCAAUGUCCCUGUGAUGAUGAGGAAUCUGCGUGGUGCUUGGGCUGCUUCUGCUUUGCGCGGUCUCUGGUAGGCCGUCCUGGAUGUCCUACCAAGUUCUGAUAGUACGUAUUGCAUUGACUUCCAGGUACAUGACAAGUCACCGUCACCUAUAGCAUCUGGCUGAAAAUACUAUAAAAUCAAUAUGGCACCCAUUUUAGAUUGGAAGAAGCUUAUGAGAGUUGAUCCAGAUGCUUUGCCUUGUCAAGAGGAACUAGCAGACAGAUUGCUAGAGACUGUGUCCAAGGUUGAUGGGAAAAUCUUGAAAAAUGAAACUCCUGAACAGUUGAUACAUCUUUUUAAAAUUACUCAGUCACUAAUGAAGAUGAAAGCUCAAGAGGUGGAGCUGGCACUAGAGGAAGUUGAAAAAGCUGGGGAAGAACAAGCCAAAUGUGAAAAUCUAUUUAAAACAAAAGUGAUGAAGCUGGAAAAUGAAUUAGAGAUGGCACAAAGAUCUGCUGGUGGUCGUGAUACUCGUUUUUUGCGUGAUGAGAUCCGCCAACUGGAGAAACAAGUAGAACAAAAAGAGAGACAGUUAAUGGAAAUAGAAAAGGAAUUGGAAAAAGAGAAGAAAGUGAAUGAACAGCUUGCUCUUCGAAAUGAAGAUACAGAAAAUGAAAACAUCAAAUUAAGGAGAGAGAAUGAACAAUUACGUCAGGAUGUAAUUGACUACCAGAGGCAAAUAGAUUCUCAAAAAGAAACAGUUCUGUCACGAAGAGGAGAUUAUUCUGAUUACAGAUCUCAGUUGUCCAAAAAGAACUUGGAGCUUGUCCAGUAUUUGGAUGAAAUUCAGAGUUUGACUGAAACUAAUGAGAAGUUAGACAUUCAAAACCAAGAAAUGAGAAAGAAUCUUGAGGAAUCAGUGCAAGAAAUGGAGAAGAUGACAGAUGAAUAUAAUAAAAUGAAACUAAUUGUGCAACAAUCUGAUAUUGUUAUGGAUCAGUUAAGAAAGGAGAAAGAACAGUACAAAUUUCAAGUUCAGGAGCUUUCAGACCAGCUGAAAGCAAAGAAUGAGGAAGAUGAUCCACUCAUGGCAGCUGUAAAUGAAAAAGUUGAAGAAUGGAAGAAAAUCUUAGCUUCAAAAGAUGAUGAACUCAUAGAGUAUCAGCAAAUGUUGUUUAACAUGAAAGAGGAAAUAAAAAUGGCCCGACUUGAUGUAGACAGAAAUAGUAUACUGGCCCUUCAGCAGAUAAUAUCUGAACUCUAUGUUGGUGUGCAAGAGCGAGAUGCUCAGAUAAGACUUCUUACUGAGCAAGUCGAACAGUAUACCAAAGAAAUGGAACAAAAUGCAUUUCUUAUCGAGGAAUUAAAAAAUGAUCUCCAAAAAGAUAAAGGUCUCUCAACUCUUGUUCAGCAGAAUCGUUUAGGAGAAAUGCAGGAAAAGUUAAACUUGCUAGAGGAGAGAACAAAGGAGGCUGAGAAGUCUGCAGAACUAGCCGAAGCAGAUGCUAAAGAAAAGGACAAAGAACUUGUUGAGGCUCUGAAACGAAUGAAAGACUAUGAACUGGGAAUAUAUGGUUUGGAAGAGGCUGUUGCUGAAAUAAAGGAUUUAAAAAAGCAAAUCAAAAUAAGAGAUCACGAGAUUGAAACCUUAAUUAAGGAAGUCAAUAAACUUGAACUGAAAAUAAAUGAUUUUCUUGAUGAAAAUGAAGAGCUUAGAGAGCGCUUAGGUCUUGAGCCAAAGGCAAUGAUUGAUUUAAAUGAAAUCAGAAACAGCAAAGUACUAAAACAGCAGCAAUAUAGAGCUGAAAACCAUAUUCUUUUGAAAGAGAUUGAAAGACUAGAAGAAGAAAGAAUUGAAUUGAAAAAACAGGUUCGUAAGUUGGCUCAGGAGAAAGGAAGAAGAGUUGCAACAAAUGCAUUGGAUGCUGGUGAUGUGCAGAUAACAGAUAGCUUUACUGAAGAGAAGUGGAUGAAUAAGAGGAAGUUUGAUUUCUUGGACACCCAUGAUAUUGCUGAAGUAAAGGCAAAGAAUGAGCAGAUAUACAGAGAUUUGUUGAUCAAGAAUAUACUGAAUAGUUAUCCAGAAUUACAGCUUGAAAAAUGGAGAAGCCAGGCAGUGCAGAAUGAGUAUCUUGCAAAAGAACUAAGUGAAAGAGAGAGAGAUUUGGAAAAGAACAGGACUGUAAUAGUCACAUUUCAAUCUAAAUUAAAAGCAUUAUCAGAAGAGAAUAAACAACUUGAACAAGGAAUGAAAGAAAUACUGCAAGCUGUCAAGGAAAUGCAGAAUGAUCCUAGUGUGAAGGGAGGAGAAACAGCCUUAACAAUCCCUAGUUUGGACCGUUUAGUCAAUGCAAUUGAGUCAAAAAACACAGAGGGAAUCUUUGAUGCUAGUGUGCACUUGAAAGCUCAGGUUGACCAACUUACAGGACGAAAUGAAGAAUUAAGACAGGAACUGAAACAGAGUCAGAAGGAGGCAACAAGUUUCUCUAAUCAGCUGGCAAAUGCAAAUGAAAAGAUUACACAACUGAAAAAUGAAAUUUGCUUAUUACGUCAAUCAGAAGGUGCCAAUAUUGUCUUCAAAACAGUGAAUCUUCCAGAAGGGAUGGCUCUUUCAAGUGUUAAUAUGAUUAAUUCUCUGAAUGAAUACUUAAUACGUCUUAUACAGGAACUGGAAAAUAAAGAACGGUUACUUAAACAAUUAGAAGACUCCGUAAAGGACUAUAAGCAAAAAUUUGCAGUAAUUCGUCAUCAACAAGGCUUGCUUUAUAAAGAGUAUCAAAGUGAAAAGAAAAGCUGGCAGAAAGAAUCAGAAGAAAUGAAAGAGGAAAAGAAAAAGCUAGAAGAGCAAAAAGAACAGGAUGCUACAAAAAUAAAGGAAUAUUUUAAUUUACUCAGUGCACUUCAGCUGGAUCCUGAUGAAACAAAAAAAUUACUUGCAGAAAAUAAUAGAAAAAUAACUGUAUUACAAGUUAAUGAAAGGUCAUUAACAAGGCAGUAUACCACUUUACUUGAAAUGGAACGGCAUCUUAGAAAAGAAAAUGAGAAACUGAAGAGUGAAAUGACACAUAUGGAGACUGCAGUUAUAGGGAAAAUUGGACACUUGCAGCGAUUCAAGGAAAUGGCUAGCUUUAAGAUUGCAGCUCUGCAAAAAGUGUUGGAUGGUAGUGUGCUGUUGUCUGAGUUAGAACUGGCUAAUAAGCAGUAUAAUACAUUAACUGCUAAAUACAGAGAUAUGUUACAAAAAGAUAACUUGCUCGUCCAACGGACAACAAACAUGGAGCACAUGGAGCGUGAAAAUGAAUCCUUGAAAGCACAGAUAAAUUUAUUGAAUAAGGAACUGGAAAUCACAAAAGAGAAACUUCAUACUAUAGAACAGGCUUGGGAACAAAUGACUAAACUGGGGGAUGACAAUGCCAUGGACAAGGCCUCAAAAGUGAUAACCAACAGUGAAAUUUUGUCCAUUUCUAAGAAAAUUGCAAUGCUGGAAAUGAAGGAACUAAAUGAAAGACAGAGAGCAGAACAUUCACAACAAAUGUAUGAACAUUUAAGGAAUACACUAAAGCAAGUAGAAGAACGCAAUUUUGAAUUGGAAACAAAGUUUGCUGAGCUCACCAAAAUCAACCUUGAGGCACAGAAAGUAGAACAGGAAUUAAGAGAUGAACUCUCAAAUAGUGUAAGUAAGGCAGUAAGUGAUGCAGACAGACGACAAAUCAUGGACUUAGAGAAGCGUGAGAUGGAGCUCAAGAUUGAAGUAUCAAAGUUAAGAGAACUGUCUGAUGUUGCAAACAUGCAAGUUGAAGCUUUAGAGGCUCGCCAACAAUGUAGAGAGAAGGAAGUAGAAUCUCUUAGAAUGCAAGUUUUAGACUGUCAGGCACAGUCAGAUGAAAAAGCAGUUAUUGCAAAACUGCAUCAGCAUAUCAUAGCCCUUCAAGGCAGUGAAUCCAUUGCUGUAGGCAAGCUAGAGACACUAAAAUUGAAACUACAGAAGAUGGAGAUCCAUAAUCUACGUUUAGAGCAGAAACUUGAUGAGAGAGAGCAAGCCCUGUAUUUUGCCCGACUGGAAGGAAGGAAUAGAGCCAAACACCUACGACAGACAGUUCAGUCUUUGCGGCGACAGUUCAGCGGUGCUCUGCCUUUAGUACAACAAGAAAAAUUCUCUAAAACAAUGAUUCAGCUACAGAAUGACAAACUAAAGAUCCUGGAAGAAGUUCGGCAUGCCCAGCAGGAGCGUCGAAAUGCAGAAAACAGAGCACUGGAGGUGGAGUUAAAGCUGAAAAGUUUAGAAGAAUUAUUAAUUACAUUGAAGGAUACAAGAGGAGCUCAAAAGGUAAUAGAAUGGCAUUUGAAGAUGGAGGAACUCCAUCUGCUGGAACUUAAACUCAAUCGAGAGUUACUCAAGCAAAAGGAAGAGAUAAAGUAUUUGCGUAAUAUAAUUUCAGAAUAUGAAUGUACAAUCAAUAAUCUGGAAGAAGAAAUUGUGCAGCAGAACAAGCUUCAUGAAGAAAGGCAAAUGGCUUGGGACCAGAGGGAGGUAGAAUUGCAGCGCCAAUUAGAUGUAUAUGAUCAUCAGCAAAAUGAAAUACUUAGUACAGCUCUAAAGUUAGAAGAAGCCACAGGAUCAGUUCCAGACCCUAAUUUGCCUCUCCCACAACAACUUGAGCUGGCUUUGAGAAAGAUUCGGGAGCAUAUUCGAAUAAUCGUGGAAACAAGGGCAACCUGCAAAUCACUAGAGGAGAAAUUAAAAGAAAAGGAAACUGCUCUGUGGAAAGCCGAACAAAAUGUCUUAUCAAGAGACAAAGUUAUAAAUGAACUAAGACUUCAUUUACCUGCAACAUCAGAAAGAGAGAAAAUAAUAGCUGAAUUAAGCAAAAAAGAAGAUGAUCCAGAGUACCAUCAUGCAAUAAAAAUUGCUCAUCAAACCAUUGCAAAUAUGCAAGCAAGAUUAAAUCAGAAGGAGGAAGUGCUAAAAAAAUACCAACAUUUGCUGGCUAAAGCGAGAGAGGAACAAGAGGAAAUAGCAAAGAAACAUGAAGAAGACCUUAGAGUUCUACACCAGAAGUUAGACUUAUGUACAGACAAUUCCCUUAAUAAAUUCAAACAGACUGCUUUGGAGUUAAUGGAAAAGCCUUCAUCACUUCCCAGCAGCAAACAUUUCCUCCGUUUAGCUGAAAUGGAACAAACUGUAGUAGAACAGGACAAUUCUCUUGCUUCACUUGUUGGCAAAUUGAAGAAAACAUCAUCUGAUUUAGAGAAGCAAAAACAAAUUACUUUAAUGAAAAUCAAAGAAUUUCAGACUAUCAGAGCCCAGCUUCAGGAAAAGCACACAGUUGAUGUGGAACAAUUGAAAGAUGAAGCAAAUGGAUUGAAGAACUUGUUAUCUCAGAUGGAGAAAGAAUUAACCAAUGUAAAAGCUGAACUAGAAGCUCAAAAAGAAGCAAAUAAAAGAGCGCCCACAGCAACACUGAAAAACCUGGUGGAACAGCUGAAGAGCCAGUUAGCCAUAAAAGAGAAGCAGCAGAAAGCUCUGAGCAAAGCACUUUUGGAACUCCGAGCAGAAAUGACCGCUAAUGCUGAACAGCAGAUUAUUUCUGCAGCAUCACAAAAAGAGGCAUAUAUGAAUGUCCAGGAGAUUGUUGACAGGGAAACAAAGGGGCUCAUGACACAGAUAGAGGAAUUAAAUAAUCAGAUUUCAAAACUUACAGAUAACCUUAAAAUAAGUAAAAACAGGGAGAGUGCUUUGUUAGAUGAAAAGGAAGAGUUGAACCAAGAACUUCAGAAGAAACAAAAAACAUUCACUAAAAUAAUGAGAGAAAAAAAUGAAAUCGAAAAGGAGAAUGAAGAACUGAAGAAACGGAUUAGGAGACUUACCAGUAGCAUUCAGAACAAAGCUGAUGAGCAAAAUCUGACAGAUGUACUUCAGAAAAAAGUUAAAAAGUUGGAAAAUGAACUUCAGAAGAAAUAUGAAGAAACGGAAAGAAAAAGCGUAAGAGAAGACAAGACCUCCAAGGAGGAAAUAAUUAGAUGGGAAGAAAGCAAAAAAUGGCAAAUCAGAACGGAAGGGAUGCGGAACAAACUAAAAGAAAAGGAAAAAGAAAUGGAUACUUUGGUCAAACAGUUCAGUACACUGAAGGAACUUUAUAAUAAGGCUGAAAAAGAGAAAAUUACUCUACAGAAGAAACUGAAAACUACUGGUGUCACUGUUGACCGUGUUGUUGGAGUAAGAGCCUCAGAGACUGAAAAAGAGCUGGAAGAACUAAGAAAACGGAAUCUAGAUUUAGAAAAUGAAGUUGCUCAUAUGAGAACACAGCAAGCAAUCCCACGAGAUUCUGUUGUAGAAGAGUUACAUUUAAAAAAUCAAUACCUCCAGGAAAAGCUUCAUGCAUUGCAGAGACAGUAUUCAAGAGAGACAUAUUCUAGGCCCUCGAGUACAUGUUACCAAAUUGAACUGACUAACUCUGUUCCUGUCAGUAUCAGUAAACAGGAGUAUUUGAAUUACCUUCAAAAGAAACCUAUUUCAAAUAGGGAUGAAAUCAAACAUCAGACUAAUCUUAGAAUUACUGGUGGCAAUGAAAUAGAUGAGGAAGCAGGCAUACAAACAUUCAUCGUGCAUAAUGAAGGUUGUGAGGCUACGAAAGAUGCAAGUGCUGAAGUGUCUUCUGAACAGCACCCUGAAGAUAAUGAACAAUGCAAGGACACAGAUAUUUCUUGGGAAGGAUUGAAAAACACCAAUAAAGCUGAAGAUGUUGGAGAGAAUCAGAGUGAUAAAAAAGAAAAUAUAACCCAACCUGAAAAUGGAAAAAAUAAUGAGGAAUUUGAAGAGCAGGAGAGGAAGCAAGAAAUAUGCAAACAAUCAAAUGUUGAUGGAAAAAAAAGUGUAGAAGAGCCUUACAUUGACAGAAUGAGCUGCAAUCAGUCUGAUUCAGGAGAGCCUUCUAAUCAAGCUAACAACUAUGAAGCAGAAAAAAUAAAUGUCAAUAAUGAAAUGAAUCAACACACUCCAGAGAAUAAAUGUGAAACUUACCGAAGUGGUACAGAGGGAGUUGUAAUAACCCCAGAACUCUGUGAAAUGCCUGAGACGUCAGGAGUAGGAUCAGAUGAUCAAUAUCGAAGAGAACAAGAAGUUCUAAAGGAAAAUUUAAGAUUAUCAUCUGAAAAUGUUGAGCUAAGAUUCCAGCUAGAGCAGGCCAAUAGAGAUUUGCCAAGACUAAAGGACCAAGUGGGUGACUUAAAAGAAAUGUGUGAACUUCUCAAAAAGGAGAAAGCAGAUCUUGAACGAAAACUGGGCAAUGUUAGAGGGGCUGGUAGAAGUGGAAAGACAGUCCCAGAACUGGAAAAAACAAUUGGUUUGAUGAAAAAGGUUGUAGAGAGAGUCCAAAGGGAAAAUGAAGAUCUGAAAAAAGCUCCAGCUGUGGUUUCUAAUGUGAAAUUACUUGGUCUUGAACAGGAAAAUGAGAAGUUAAAGUCUGAAGUGGAAAAAAUGAAACUUCAUCGGGGGGGGCAGCUGAGUAUGCAUUAUGAAUCUAAAACCAAAGGAAUGGAAAAAGUCAUUGCUGAAAAUGAGAGGCUACGAAAAGAGCUGAAGAAGGAAGCUGACAGUGGAGAGAAGCUACGAAUAGCAAAGAAUAACUUGGAGAUAUUAAAUGAGAAGUUAACCAUACAGCUGGAGGAAGCCAUUAAGAGGCUAAAUUUGGCUGAGAACACAGGCCCUCAGCUCGAUGAAGCUGACAGGAAAAGCUGGAAAUCAGUUGUUGCAACAAGGAUGCAUGAAACAAAGUUGAAGGAACUGGAAAUGGAUAUUGCUAAAAAAAACCAAAGCAUUACUAACCUUAAACAGCUGCUUCAGGAGGCAACAGAACGUGAACAUAAUGCUGAUAAAAACUUAAAAGAUCUGAAAGAACAAGUUGAGCUUCUCAAACACUUUUCUGAAGACGCAAGGACAGAACAAGGCCUCAUCAGGGAGCUUCAGCUUUUAAGAUCAACUAAUAAUCAAUUAGAGAAAGAAAAAGCAGAACUAGCUCACCAGGUGGAAAACUAUAAGCACCACAUACAUACGUAUACAAGUGAAGGUCCUGCAGCUGGACCUAACGAAAUUGUAGAGAAGGAUAAAAAAGACAAGGGAAUGACGGAUGUAGCUGACCUCCAGGCACAGUUAAAAGCCUCAGAAUUAGAAAAACAGCAAUUAAAGGAAGAAACAAAAAAGCUGAGAAAAGAACUGGAAAACUUCAACCCUUCCUUUUUUGAAGAAAUUGAGGAUCUGAAAUAUAACUAUAAUGAAGAAGUAAAAAAAAAUAUUAUUUUAGAAGAAAGAUUAAAGCAGCUUUCUGAAGAGUUUGGUAUUCAAGUGGAUAGUCCAGCCAAUGUUUCCAUUGAUUAGGCUAAUGUUUAGUAUCCUCAAUAUUGAUAUAGAAAAUAAAUUCUGGGGCAGUUACAUAAUACUGAUUUGUCUAUUUUCUUUCUGGAAUGAUACAAAUUAUUAAAGUUACAAUGGCUUGGCAUACCACAGCAUGCAGAAUUGGAUUAGGCGGUGGAUUGUGGCACACACCAGUCAAAAUGAAAAACAGCUUUACCUCCCCCAGACACAUAGCAAUAUUAAUUCAGAACAGUAAUUGGGGUUAUAUGUAUUUUUCAGAAGUCCAAGCUUUCAACUCCACUUAGAAGUUCAGAAAAUCUGCAUGCAUACUGUGUAUGCUGAAUUCCAGAUCAAUAGUACUAUAUAAUUUAUUCUUGCUGUCUUGUGCUGUAAUACGUCUUGACUAUGGUUGUCUCUUAUAAUAUCACUAUUUACAUUUACUGAAAUUUUACAAAAUUCAAGAAUGAACAACUGAAAAUAAACAGUAUUCUUCUAUAUAAAGAAAUGUGCAGCUAUGUGAAAUUUUACAUUUUAUAUACUUUAUACAGAUGUGUACUUUAUAGUGCAAAUAAACAAAGCCCACUCAAAACAUCACGCAUUCUCACUUUUAUUUAUGCCAUCUUUUUUCAAAUACUUAAUAUAUCCUUGAUAAAUUUAGAUGCAGUCUCAAAAUGCCUAUUACUAAACCAAGUCACAUCUUUUUCUAGUUACUACGGAUCUUCAAAAUAGAAUGAGUAUAAUUCCUAUUACUUACUUUGAUCUUUGUCCCAAAUUAUGAAAUAACUUAAUUAGGUUUUCAGGCACUAGCAUAAUGCUGAAACUUAUCAGUUAAAUAAUACAGUGAAUGCCUUCCCCAAGAAGAACUCGAACCUUUAAAAAAUUAUCACAUUUCAGGCCUAAUUCUAGUCCCACCAGAAAUCUGUCUUGCGCUGGUAAGAAAAAACAAUCUGAAUUCUACAUGUUACAGUAAUUAUAUUUAGAAAAGGGCAGUCUAUGGAACUUUUACAGUUGUUGGCAUUCAUUAACUAAACUACUCGGAUCAGCCAGUAUUGGACAACACACUAUUUGACCAUAACGGUUCCAAGAAUGGGUACACAAAUUAAGGAUUUUUUCAGAAGUGAU